AUGAAGGAGACCCAAAAUCCUGAGGACAUAAAAGCAACGGCGGCGGCGCCUCUGAUUACUGGUGAUGAAACAAUUGGCGUUGAGCUCGCUGGAGUUUUCACACAAUGGAAGGUUUUCGAAUGGGCUGGUGAUUUGGACAUAGUGUGGGGACUGGAUGUUUUAAAAGAUUUCCUCACCGGCGGUGCAUUCGCCGGCGACGAAGUCCUACAAGCUUACGUCGGUGGUAAAGAUGGCCUCGAUAGACUUUUCUCCCGCUAUGCAGCUAUCAAACUUCUACAAGCAUACUGGGAAGCGCAAAAUGUAUUUUUCAUCUACAUCCCUAAUAUCGUCAACGAUCGAUGGCACGGCAACUCCGGUGGAGAAAACGCUGGUGAUCCGAGAAGAUUCUGCGGUGAAAAGGGAAUGAUGGUUCUCGCAGGCGUGGACAACAAUUCCAAGUUUUCUGCUCCGACGGGUAUUGAUAAUGGGAAAGUUGCUUCUAUUGGGGCAUUUAAUAUUCAACUCCAACAACUCUACACCAGCACCUACAACAUGUAUACCGGCAAUGGUCCCGACUCCUACAAAGACAUCACCUGGCACAUGAACAACAUCGCACGUGAAUUUGUCGGGAACAAGGAUGCUAACAAAGCAUAUACCACUGCUGGAUUUUUCAACCUGCCGGUCUGUGAAUUGAAAAGUUAUAAUUGGAAACAGAGUGAUAAUAUGCAUAAGGAUCCUCCUUGUGAUUGCUUAUGUGCUCAAGAUGCCUGGGGCCACAAAUUCCUCGAUUAUGCUUCUCAACCUAUCAAAAAUUGGUUGAAGAGUUGCUCACCUUGUGUUUAGGUGUCUUUAUGAAUUAUCAUAGCUAUAAUCUACGAGAGCUCUCUCUGAUGAUUCGGGAAAAAAUGUGCUAAAACCCAGGUUCAUCUUUGCACGCGUGGGACAAGUAGAGGUUUAGAAGUUCUGCAGCGAUCGUUUGACAGAUAGGUUAUGGGUUUUAUGCAUUCCGUUUUCUGUACUUUGUCUGUAAUUUUAGGAGUUUAUUUGUUCUCUCGAAACAUACCUAUUGUGUCUCGAGUCACUUUACUCGAUGGUUGAUUCUGCCCCAGAUGUAUCGUGAUGUUCAGAGCAAAUCACAUGCAUGUACAGUACAAUGGGU
Botrytis porri is the source of this 1138-nucleotide messenger RNA. RefSeq lists its product as uncharacterized. The transcript has 5 exons. Lineage: Eukaryota; Fungi; Ascomycota; Leotiomycetes; Helotiales; Sclerotiniaceae. The coding region runs from base 1 to 822 and encodes 273 amino acids. The record is from RefSeq and is a predicted model, not a curated record.